Messenger RNA from Colletotrichum chrysophilum, 1377 nucleotides. RefSeq lists its product as uncharacterized. NCBI's taxonomy places the organism in Eukaryota, Fungi, Ascomycota, Sordariomycetes, Glomerellales, Glomerellaceae. Bases 1 to 1377 code for a protein of 458 amino acids. Gene Ontology annotation, cellular component: fungal-type vacuole membrane. Gene Ontology annotation, biological process: transmembrane transport. The record is from RefSeq and is a predicted model, not a curated record. Gene Ontology annotation, molecular function: transmembrane transporter activity. The transcript has a single exon.
AUGUCUUCGGCCCGAGACCCGGCCGCCGAAGCCGAUGAGAAGCACGGCUCCGCGCCCCCGGGCCUCCGUUUAAACCACCCCUCCGAAACGACUCUCACGCCCGGCUCGAACUCGGACAACGACCCCGAAACCCAACCCUCCGCGGCGGCGGCGCCCACGACAUCCGACCCCGGCGCCGUCCCAGAUGGCGGGCUCGAGGCCUGGCUCCAGGUCCUCGGGUCCUGGGUCGUCCUCGCCGCCACGUGGGGCCUCGUCAACACCUUCGGCGUGUACCAGACCUACUACGAGACGACCCUCGCCGCGACGCCCUCGGCCAUCUCCUGGAUCGGCUCGCUGCAGGGCGCGCUGCUGAUGCUCGUCGGGCCCGUCUCCGGCCCGCUGUACGACGCGGGCUACUUCCGCGAGCUCCUCUGGGCGGGGCUCUUCCUCAUCCUCCUCGGCCAGUUCAUGACCUCGCUGUGCACGACCUACUGGCAGGUCCUGCUCGCGCAGGGCGUGUGCAUCGGCCUCGGCUGCGGGCUGACCUUCCUCCCCUCGACGGCGAUCCUCAGCCAGUACUUCCUCAAGCGCCGCUCCUUCGUCAUCGGCAUCGCGGCCACGGGCUCCCCGAUCGCGGGCAUGGUGUUCCCCAUCAUCUUCGGCCGGCUGCAGCCCGUCAUCGGCUUCGGGUGGGCGACGCGCAUCAUGGGCUUCAUCCUGCUCGGGCUGUCCGUCAUCCCGGCACUGUGGAUGCACACGCGUCUGCCGCCGUCGGGGCAUAAGCGGUCGCUCAUCGACCGGACGGCGCUGCGCGACCCGGCCUUCAUGCUGGUCAUGGUCGGCUCCUUCUUCGCGUUCCUGUCCAUGUACAUUGCCUUCUUCUACAUCCAGCUGUUCGCAGUCAGCCGCGGCAUCGGCCCGGCGUCCUUCUCGUCGUACUUUGUGACGCUGCUGAGCGCGGGGAGCAUCCCUGGGCGGGUGGUGCCCAACUACCUCGCGGACAAGAUCAGCGCGGUGUACGUGCAGACGUCGCUCGCUGCGGGGGCGGCGAUCAUGAUGUUUGCGUGGCUGGGGAUCAACAACAUGGCGGGCCUGAUUGUGUUCGCCAUUAUCUACGGUUGUUUUUCGGGAGGCAUGGUCAGCAUCACGCCGAGCGUCAUCGUGAGUCUGUCGCCGGACCUGGGCCGCGUGGGGACGCGCAUGGGCAUGAUGAACUUCACCUCGGGCAUCUCGAUCCUCAUCGGCACGCCUAUUGCCGGCGCAAUCCUGGGAGGAUACAGCGAGGUGGAGUGGCAGGCCAUGAUCGGGUACGGAGCAGCGGCUCUGACGGUGGGAUGUUUCUGCUUCACGCUGGCCAAGAUCUUCCAGCUGAAGCAAGAGCGGUCUCUGAAGGCUUGA